This is a messenger RNA of Pecten maximus, 1041 nucleotides long. RefSeq lists its product as uncharacterized. The record is from RefSeq and is a predicted model, not a curated record. Gene Ontology annotation, molecular function: DNA-binding transcription factor activity. NCBI's taxonomy places the organism in Eukaryota, Metazoa, Mollusca, Bivalvia, Pectinida, Pectinidae.
GAACUAAGAAAUGAUUUGCAGUCUUCAAUUUAUGAAGAUGUAAAUCAAAAGAAAGUCAUUUUUAUUGACCUACCAACCAGUCAUUCAAAUCACAUCAUUGGAAUGGCUGCAGAAUUGAAAAGCCCUAUUGAUGAAAGAGUGUUGAAGAAAUUGAGGAGUCUUGUCAAUGAGGGGAUUCAAAAUCCAAAGGAGAUGCAAAGACAUCUGAAAAUCCUCGUUAAGGGUAUAUUUGUUGAUAGGGAAAUGCCACGUAUCAUCAACAGAAGGUUUUUUCCAAGCAAAGAAGACAUCAGAAAGCUAAUUUACCAACAAAGACGUAAAAGUGUACACAGUCUGAUUGAUCAGGAAGACCUUGCUGAAAAAAUUCGUGUAUGGAAAGAUGAAAGGCCAGAUGAUUCUUGGACUCUCCGUCUGUCUUCAUUCGUGAAAAGACCCCUGAAUGAAGAUGAAGAAGAUGAAGAUGUGGAUCAUUGCAUGACAACUGAUGACGAAAGAUUUCUUGUCGUCUAUCAGUCAGCAUGGCAAAGACGGCUUCUCCAAAGAUACGGCAAGGAGCUUGUUUAUGUAGAUGCCACCUAUCGCACAACUAAAUAUGCCUUGCCACUCUUUUUUGUCUGUGUACAAACGAACUGCGGAUACAGCGUAGUUGCCUCAUUUGUUCUGGAAAAAGAAGACUCCACCUCCAUUGCAGAAGCGCUGAGAAUUAUCCAAGAGAACAAUCUUCAGUGGACAUGUGGAAGUUAUAUGAUUGACUUUUCAGAAGUUGAAGCUAAUGCCAUAUCCAGAGUUUUUCCAGAGGCGAACAUUUUCAUCUGUGACUUUCAUCGAAAGCAGGCCUGGUUAAGAUGGACAACAGCUUCUAAACAUGAUGUAACAAGCCAGGAGGAAACUUUACACUUGCUUAAUAUGGUUGCAGAGUCAUGUUCUAUAGAAGAGUACAAUGACAACCUGAAGAAACUUCAGAACAGUGAAGCAUGGAGGAAUAACCUGAAGUUGCAACAGUACAUUCAGAAUCAAUGGCUAGCUAAUGAUAAACAUAAA